AAGCACGUUAGACGAAAUCUCACGGAUGCGGCGGGAACAGGCCUCCGCAUCUCAUCCGCGCAACCAAUUCUGUCACAGAGUUGGUUUCCGUUUCGUACGAUAAACACGUGAUAAAGAAAAAAAAAAGAAAGGACCAGCCCAGGUGAUAGCCCCUCGAGAGGGUUCGUGCAUGUGAUUCGGCCUGCGAGAGUUUGAGGGAAAGAAGAAGAGAAGAGACUCGAAUCGGGGAUCAUGAGGCCCGGGAAGAGCUGGGCCCCCCUGGCAGCGACCGUACUCGCUACGGCACUGCUCCUGCAACCUAUCCACGCCGAUGCGCCAAUAUCUGGUAGCUACCUGCCACCGUCAACCAGUUACGGGACACCGAACUUAGGCGGCGGAGGUCCGUCCUCCACCUACGGUGCCCCGUCGGGAGGCGGCGGUGGCCGUCCGUCCUCCAGCUACGGAGCCCCGUCCAGCACGUAUGGGGCGCCGUCCAGCACUUACGGCGCGCCUUCGAACGGCGGUGGAAGGCCGUCGAGCACUUACGGGGCACCGUCGAACGGGGGCGGCAGGCCGUCGAGCAGUUACGGUGCACCUUCGAGCAGCUACGGUGCACCGUCCAGCACUUACGGCGCGCCUUCGAACGGCGGUGGAAGGCCGUCCAGCAGCUACGGCGCCCCCUCCUUCGGAGGCGGCGGCGGGUUUGGCGGUGGUAACGGGCUCUCCACCAGCUAUGGCGCACCCUCGCGCGGCGGCGGCGGAGGCGGCGGCGGCUCGAUAUCCUCGAGCUACGGUGCACCCACCGGGGGAGGCGGUGGUGGCCCGUCCACCACCUACGGUGCACCCAACGGAGGAGGCAAUGGAUACUCGAGACCAUCUUCCACUUACGGUACACCUAGCACCGGUGGUGGCAGUUUCGGAGGCUCCGGUGGAUAUUCUGGAGGCGGAGGUGGCUACUCUGGAGGUGGAAAUGGGUACUCUGGAGGCGGCGGUGGUGGCUACUCUGGGGGGAACGGGGGUGGAUAUUCCGGGGGCGGUAACGGGGGUGGGUAUUCCGGGGGCAACGGGGGAGGCUACUCUGGAGGCGGCGGAGGUGGUUACUCUGGAGGAGGCGGAGGUGGUUACUCUGGAGGUGGAAAUGGCUAUUCUGGAGGCGGCGGAGGCGGCUAUUCAGGGGGGAAUGGCGGCUAUUCAGGGGGGAAUGGCGGCUACUCCGGAGGCGGAGGUGGCUACUCCGGAGGCGGAGGUGGUGGUCAAAGCUACGCUAGCAACGGUGGUUACCAAUAUUAAUCGCGAGCAGCCUUCACCCAGCGCGGCCAUCCUCAACCGGCAUGUUGUUUCACCGCGUUUCAUCGAGACGAGGAAAGAUCUUCCACCCCCUCUUCGUCACCCACCUCCGACCAACUCGUCCGAGAGGAGCGGCGAG
This is a messenger RNA of Apis mellifera (honey bee), 1405 nucleotides long. RefSeq names its product pro-resilin-like. Gene Ontology annotation, cellular component: RNA polymerase II transcription regulator complex. The transcript is spliced from 3 exons. The record is from RefSeq and is a predicted model, not a curated record. Gene Ontology annotation, biological process: positive regulation of transcription by RNA polymerase II. NCBI's taxonomy places the organism in Eukaryota, Metazoa, Arthropoda, Insecta, Hymenoptera, Apidae. The coding region runs from base 232 to 1269 and encodes 345 amino acids. Gene Ontology annotation, molecular function: transcription coactivator activity.